AUGCGUCUGUUUCUUGGUCUGUUUUGUCUAUUUUCUCUCGGAUAUUCCUUUAAUUUUCUAGUGUAUUCCCCGUUAUUUGCACAUAGUCAUUCUACUUUUUUCGGAACUAUUUGUGAUUUUUUGACUGACGCCGGACAUAAUGUGACCUUCUUCACCCCCACAAUCGUGACCAAGUACCGUAACAUCAGCUACACAAAAUCUACAAAAGACGUCGUUCACAUGGACCCAUCCCAGAAACUCAAAGAUUUCGGUGAUCAAUUAUCAUCCGGGGAUAUUUCCAGAUUCUGGACCGAAGAUUCAUCAGCGACAGAAAUAAUUCCAGUAAUUCGUGUUUUUCAAAACAUGUACAAUGAGCAAGCAGAGGUGAUGAAGAACAAUUUGGAAAUUUUGGACGAUUUGAAGCGUCGGAACUUUGAUGUCAUGAUUUUCGAAGCCUAUGUUUUCUCGGCGUAUCCACUGAUGGACUAUCUCGAUAUCAAAACCUUCAUUCCAUCUCUCUCGGUUACUCACAACGUCGCUUUGUCUGAAUCCAUUGGAGAACCGGCGAUGCCAAGUGUGGUUUCUGAUGGAUUACUUCCCCAUGGAGAGAUUUUAUCAUUUUGGGAGAGAAUCGUCAAUGUUCUAGUGGUCAGAUCAAUCGAUUCCAUACUUGGUUACCCAGUUCAUAGAUCCUUUAAACCCCCUUUCAAUGUCAUUGACAUCAGACACAUCGAACCAGAUGCCUCAUUCGUCUUUAUCAAUUCUAAUCCAUUCUUGGAUUUCCCGAGACCAACGCUAACAAAAACAGUGGAAAUCGGGGGAAUUUCUGUGGAUGUUUCCAAAAUUAAAAGCGAGAAAUUGUCAAAGAAAUGGUCCCAGAUCCUGAAUCUUCGAGAAAAAACGAUUUUAGUUUCAUUUGGAUCUUUAUUACUUUCCAAGGAUAUGCCAUUGGAGAAUAAAAAGGCUUUGGUUAGAGCGAUGAGGGAAUUUGAAGACGUCACAUUUAUUUGGAAAUAUGAAGAUAAUGAUUUUGAAAGAUUUUCUGGAGGAGUUGAGAAUAUCGAAUUUGCGGAAUGGGUUCCACAGAGAGCGUUGUUGGCCAAUCCUCGACUCUCAGCUUUUCUAACUCAUGGUGGUUUGGGAAGUAUCAAUGAGCUCAGCUACUUGGGAAUACCCGCGAUUCUGUGCCCCCUAUUUGCCGACCAAAUGAGAAAUACAAAAAUGCUCACAAGACACAAUGGGUCGAUAGGAUUCUCCAAAUAUGAUUUAUCAAAUUCCAAGAAAAUCGCCGAGGCUUUUCAAAAGAUUCUAUAUGACGAUUCAUAUUCUGAAAACUCCAAAAAAUUAGCUGAGCAAUUGGCAAAUCAACCCAUCAAGCCGAAAGAUUCAAUGGUCAAACAUGCUGAAUUUGCAGCGAGAUUUGGCCGUCUUCCUUCCCUGGAUCCAUAUUCCAGAAAAAUGGGAUUUAUUGAAUAUUUUAUGAUCGAUGUUGCGUUUUUCUGCACUAUCAUUUUAGCUAUGAUGGUUUUUGUGAUCAGAAAAAUUGUUGGGAAUUUUCAUGUAAAGAUUAAAAUUGAAUAA
This is a messenger RNA of Caenorhabditis briggsae, 1560 nucleotides long. The transcript is spliced from 6 exons. The record is from RefSeq and is a predicted model, not a curated record. Lineage: Eukaryota; Metazoa; Nematoda; Chromadorea; Rhabditida; Rhabditidae. Bases 1 to 1560 code for a protein of 519 amino acids. Gene Ontology annotation, molecular function: UDP-glycosyltransferase activity.